GAUGAUUCGACGUGUUUGACAUUUUAGACUAUGAUGAUUUUGGGCGAGACGAGUUCAGUUUUGGGAACAAACAGGGACUAAAUGGAAUGAACCGGGAAGGACCAGUACUAUCGAAGCUCGGAUCAAGUUCGACAACCGAGCUUCGUCCGAAGCCUAGUGCAGAGACUAAGACAACAACCAUGCCUCCAACUAGUGUGAUGACUCGGCUCAUAUUGAUUAUGGUGUGGCGAAAGCUUAUGAGGAAUCCAAACACUUAUUCCAGCCUCUUUGGCCUCACAUGGUCUUUGGUCUCAUUCAAGUGGCAUGUUGAGAUGCCUGCAAUUAUCGCCAAAUCUAUAUCUAUUUUGUCUGAUGCCGGUCUUGGAAUGGCAAUGUUCAGUCUUGGAUUGUUUAUGGCAUUGCAGCCUAGGAUGAUUGCUUGCGGGAAAUCAGUUGCUGCCUUCUCCAUGGCUGUGCGAUUUCUUACCGGACCGGCAGUUAUGGCUGCUGCCUCAAUUGCCAUUGGACUUCGAGGCGAUCUUUUGCACAUUGCAAUUGUGCAGUCAGCACUUCCACAAGGAAUCGUUCCUUUUGUCUUUGCAAAGGAAUAUAAUGUUCAUCCCGAUAUCUUGAGCACCGGGGUGAUAUUCGGGAUGUUAAUAGCUCUACCUAUAACUUUGGUGUACUAUAUCUUGCUGGGACUUUGAAGUUGAAGCAGUAAAGUUGAUGUGGCUGCUGCAGAUUAAAGAAAGAACUAACCCUUUUGGCAUGGCAUUUUUUGGGCUUCUAACAAGACAUAGAAAAUCAAGCAGAAAAUGGCGGGCAGGUGGAACAUUGAAGAGACUCACUCUUGUAACAAGGCUGAGCUGAUAUAUAUAAAGAGAGAAGAAUGCAAAAUUAUUAGUGGGAAAAUUUUCUGUUGUCUUUUCUUCCUUCUUAUGC
Olea europaea var. sylvestris is the source of this 921-nucleotide messenger RNA. RefSeq names its product probable auxin efflux carrier component 1d. NCBI's taxonomy places the organism in Eukaryota, Viridiplantae, Streptophyta, Magnoliopsida, Lamiales, Oleaceae. Bases 87 to 686 code for a protein of 199 amino acids. The record is from RefSeq and is a predicted model, not a curated record. The transcript is spliced from 5 exons. Gene Ontology annotation, cellular component: endoplasmic reticulum; plasma membrane. Gene Ontology annotation, molecular function: auxin efflux transmembrane transporter activity. Gene Ontology annotation, biological process: auxin polar transport; auxin export across the plasma membrane.